This is a messenger RNA of Lactuca virosa, 4431 nucleotides long. The record is from the annotation of a GenBank genome assembly. NCBI's taxonomy places the organism in Eukaryota, Viridiplantae, Streptophyta, Magnoliopsida, Asterales, Asteraceae.
AUGGAAUCACCUAAAGCUGGUGGAUCAAGGAAUACAUCUGUGGUUAUUCUUACACUUGAUACAAGUGAGCUAGGUUAUGAUGUUUUCAACUCCCAAGAAGAAGCACUAAACUACAUCACAAAUGGUUCAAAAUUCAUUUGCAAAAGUGGUGGUUGUGUAUACACCAUUAGUGAAAGCAAAUGGAUCAAAAUCUUUCUUCAAAAUCCUCAACCACAAGGGAAAGGAGAAGUCAAAAACAUUCAAGAACUCACUGAACUUGAAAUUGAUGGAAAACAUUACUUUUGUGAAACAAGAGACAUCACAAGGCCAUUUCCUAGUCGAGUUUCUGUAAAAACACCUGAUGAUGAAUUUGUUUGGAAUGGAUGGUUUUCAACUGCUUUCAAAAGAAUUGGGUUGGAUCAACACUGUGUCAUUUUGCUUCAGGGAUUUGUGGAAUAUCGAACUUUUGGAAGCUUAGGUCAGCAAGAUGGAAUUGUUGCUCUUAUAGCUAGGCGUAGUAGGCUGCAUCCUGGCACUCGAUACUUAGCAAGAGGCUUAAAUUCUUGUUAUAGCACAGGAAAUGAAAUUGAGUGUGAACAACUUGUAUGGGUACCAAAAAGAGAUGGACAAAAUGUGCCUUUCAACACAUACAUAUGGAGAAGAGGCACUAUUCCCAUAUGGUGGGGUGCAGAGCUAAAGAUGACAUCAGCAGAAGCAGUAAUUUACAUUUCUGACCGUGACCCUUACAAAGGAAGCGCGCGAUAUUACCAAAGAUUAACCAAAAGAUACGAUUCAAGAAACAAGGGUAUAAAUGGAAACCAAAAUAAAACAAGUUUCGUCCCCAUUGUAUGCAUCAACCUUCUUAGAAACGGAGAAGGAAAAUCCGAAUCCAUUUUAGUCCAACAUUUCGAAGAAUCCUUAAAUCACAUCCGGUCAAACGGUCAACUCCCUAACACAAGACUUCACUUAAUAAACUACGAUUGGCAUACAAGUAUCCGAUUCAAAGGUGAACAACAAACAAUUGAAGGACUUUGGUAUCAUUUAAAAUCUCCCACAAUCUCCAUUGGGAUCACAGAAGGUCAUUAUUUACAUUCUCGUGAAAAUAUCCAAGAAGCUGGUGAUGUCAUCGUUUACAAUGAUGACAUCAUCGGUUGCUUUCGCUUACACGUGCAUCAAAACGGUGUGAUUCGUUACAACUGUGCGGAUUCUUUGGAUAGAACAAAUGCUGCUAGCUAUUUUGGUGGGCUACAGGUGUUCACUGAACAAUGUAGGCGACUUGGGAUUUUUCUUGAUGCUGACGUGGCGUUGAAGCCAAGUGGAUCGCCAGCGAGGACAGAUAAAUCGUGGAAGAGAUUUGAUAUGACAUUUGAGGAGUUUAAAAGGUCGACUAUUUUGUCACCUGUUUGUCAGUUAGCUGAGCUUUUUUUAAUUUCGGGGGAUAUUCAUGCAACUAUUUAUACGGGUUCUAAAGCAAUGCAUAGUCAUAUUUUGAGUAUUUUUAGUGAAGAAGCAGCUAAAAAUAAACAGUUUUCAGUUGCACAAAAUGUGAAGAUAACACUUCAAAGAAGAUAUAAUAAUGCAGUUGUGGAUAGCUAUCGACAGAAACAGUUAGAGAUGUUUCUUGGAUUAAGGCUUUUUAAGCAUCUUCCUUCAAUAUCAAUUCAACCUUUGCAUGUGCUAAGUAGACGAUCUGGUUGUCUUCUAAAACCGAUUGCUAGCAUUGACUCAAGUUCUGAUGAUGGAGACAGUCUUCUUAGUUUUAAACAUAAAAAUCUCAUCUGGAUUUCCCAACAGGCGGCGGAUAUAAUUCAACUUUUUAUCUACCUUGGCGAGCCUUGUCAUGUUUGUCAACUUCUUCUCACAAUUUCACAUGGUGCAGACGAUUCAACAUAUCCAUCAACAGUCGAUGUCAGAACAGGACGCGAUCUUGAUGAGCUUACACUUGUUUUAGAGGGAGCUUCCAUUGCUAGAUGUGUUAAUGGUACAAACAUGGUGAUACCAAUACCGGGGCCCAUUAGUGACGAUGACAUGGCGUUCACAAGAAGUGUAACGACCCCACCUACCCACAAACCUAAGUUACCGUUUUUAUAUGAUUUCGAAGGUCGCGAGGGCAAUUUGGACUUUCUCACUCGGGUGGUUGUUCUCACAUUCUACCCAUCUGAGUCUACCACUUCCCCUGUCACUAUCGGUGAGGUGGAGAUACUUGGGAUUUCUCUUCCAUGGAGAGACAUAGUUGCGUCUGAAAAGCUAUGGGAACGUUUGAAUAGUAUCAAAGAGAACAAUCCGUGUGUUAUUGCUUUGACAAAUGACAUAGCGCCACCUGGCAAAUCUGAUACAAUGGAUCUCUUGUCAGGUGAUGACAUCGUUUCAGAAUCUGUUUCACAGCCAAUGACAGAAAUCAGUUUGCUUGAUCAUGGUUACAUUGAAGACAAUAAAACAAAUUCAAUACAACAAGAUAAAAUACAAACCAAAGGGGACGUAGCAGCGCUUCAGUACAUAACUUGCUUCAAAAUGUUGUCAGCUUUACAUGGGGGUAACAAAUUAGGGUUUAAAGAAGGGAUGAAACUUGAAAUCGAACGUCUUAGGCUCAAUCUAUCUGGUGUUGAACGCGAUAAAGCUUUAUCAUCAAUUGGAAUCGAUCCAGAAAGUAUAAAUCCGAACGUGUUAAUAGAAGAAUCUUAUAUUUCUUCAUUAUGUAAAGCCGCAAAUGCGGUUGCAUUUCUAGGUCAAGCUUCUUUAGAAGACAGAAUUAUUGGUGCGAUUGGUCUUGAUAUUAUCGAAGAUGAAAAAAUCGAUGUGGAUUUUUGGAAUAUUAACAGAAUCGGGGAGAGUUGUUGCAGUGAAUCGUGUCAAGUUCAUAUGGGGACUUCGACUUUGAAUUCUUCUUCUUCACAGUCGAUUUAUUUAUGCUCUGCGUGUAAUCGGAAGGUUUGUAAAGUUUGUUGCGCGGGAAAAGGUGCUGUUCUUGUUCUUCAGAAUCGUGGUGUUAAUGAACGGUGUUUAUUGAUGGAUGGGGUUAUUUGUAAGCUGUGUUGUGAUGAUAGUGUUCUUGAUGCGUUGACUUUGGAUUAUCUUAGGGUUUUGAUUAGCGAGAGAAGAAGUAGGGAUGCUGAAACGGCGACGUAUAAAGCUUUGGGUGAAAUUGUAGGGAGGAAUUAUAUCGCCGGAAAAAGGGAGUCGUCGACUGAUAAAAAUGGAGAUGUCAAGGCGGCGCUUCAACAAUUACUCAAUGGAGAAGAAUCGUUGGCUGAAUUCCCAUUCGGAAGCUUUCUGCACUCGAUUGAAUCAGCGUCAGGCUCAGCACCACCAUUGUCGUUGCUUGCACCUUUGAAUACCGGAUUAAAACAGUCGUACUGGAGAGCACCUCCGACCACCUCUUCUACUGAGCUUAUUAUCGUUCUCGGCAAUCUCUCUGAUGUCUCCGGCGUUAUCCUUGUCGUUAGUCCCUGUGGCUAUUCCAUGUCCGAUUCCCCCAUCGUGCAAAUUUGGGCAAGCAACAAAAUACACAAGGAAGAAAGAUCGUGUGUCGGAAAAUGGGAUGUGAAAUCAAUGCUCACAUCUUCGCCGGAGCUUUGUGGCCCAGAAGAAUCCAAUAUUCAAACGCCUCGCCACAUCAAAUUCGACUUCCGAAAUCCUGUGCGAUGUCGUAUGAUUUGGAUAAAAUUGAGUAUCCAGAAAGUUGGAUCGAGUUCCGUGAGUUUCGAGAACGAUUUCAAUCUUUUAUCCUUUGAUGAAAGUCCGGCCUCCGAUCCCGGCGGCAGACGCGCCUCCAUAGCAGGAACAUCGGAAACUAUUCCGUCUCUGCACGCCAAAAGAAUUCUCGUAGUUGGAUUUCCGGUGAAAGCGGAUAUAAGGCGGUCGUCGUCGCAGAGAUCUGAGCAUGCUAGUAGCAUCAAAAAUUGGCUGGAGAAACCGCCAUUGUUAAACAGAUACAAGGUUCCGAUUGAAUCCGAGAAGUUGAUCGAGAACGAUCUGGUUUUGGAACAAAACAUGUCUCCAUCUUCACCGGUGGCAGCAGGCUUCCGGCUCGAUGGUUUUAGCGCUAUAAAACCUCGAUUAAAACAUUCACCUUCAACAUUGGAAGCAGUACCUACAGUUUUCGAACAUCGAUUCAUAUCUCCACCGGUAUUAAGUAUUCAAGUAUCGACAUUAAAGGGGUUGUCGGAGGAGACGGUGGUGGUUGCAGAGUACCGGAUACCGGAGGUGAAGAGUGGAACGGCGAUGUACUUUGAUUUUCCUAAAGCGAUGAACAGUCGAAGAGUACGAUUCAGGCUGGUCGGAGAUGUUGCUGGGUUUGCCGAUGAUCCGGAAGACGGCGGCGAUACAGGGCGGCCGUUGGCGGCGGGGUUGUCUUUGUUAAACCGGAUUAAGUUAUACUACUAUGCCCACCCUGCUGAUCUUGGCAGAUGGGCUGGCCUUUCUGGGGUGUUUCGAGUUUAUGAGAGAUUGUAG